UUCCUAAAUCCAUACCAUACCAAACCAAAACCCUUUAAUCUUUAUAAAAUUGCUUUGUUAGUUUACUAGCUUUUUUUUCAUCACUCAUGCUUUUAGAUUGUUAUUAGCUAGGGUUUCAGUCCAACUAUAACCCUUUUUUUUUUAUUUUCUUACUUGCCAAGAAAACAAACCCUUUUGUUUUUUUUUUCAAUUUUCUUUUCUCCAUCUCUCUCUCUCAAAUACUUUCCUUAAUAUGGGUUCCUUGUUCUUGAAUUCUCCUUCACUUGUAUGCAAUAAAAUUGUGGCAAGAGUGUCACCCGGUAGUAAAAUCGAAUGGUGUUUCUUGAAGAAAAAGAUGAAUAAUAGUGUUAUAUAUUGCCAAAGUGGGGGUGGAGGAGGCGGCGGCGGCGGAGGUGGUGGUGGAGGAGGUAAGGCCAUUAGGUCAAGUGGAUUUUCUUCAGUGGUGACAGACAGAUCAUCAUCGUCGUCGUCGUCGUCGUCUUUGGUUGGUGAUGAGGAUCAUAGUUCAGGUGCAAUUAAGGAUUUUGAGCCUUAUAAUGAUGGAUCGAGUAGCUGUUCUUUAGUUGAAGAUGGGAUUGGCAUUGUGAAGUUUCUUAAGGGAAAAGGUUUCUUUAUUACUGGUGCAACUGGUUUUCUUGCUAAAGUUCUCAUUGAAAAAAUUCUGCGCACUGAACCUGAAGUAGGCAAAAUUUAUGUAUUGAUCAAAGCCAAAAACAAAGAAGCUGCAAUGUCAAGAUUGAAGAGUGAAAUAUUAAAUGCAGAGCUAUUCAAGUGUCUACGACAAACCUAUGGAAAAUCCUAUCAAUCUUUCAUGCUCACCAAAUUAGUUCCUGUGGUUGGGAAUGUGUGUGAAACUGAUCUUGGUUUGGAAGAUGAUUUAGCUAAUUUGAUCGCUAAUGAGGUUGAUGUCAUCGUUAAUUCUGCUGCUAAUACAACUUUCGAUGAAAGAUAUGAUGUUGGUAUUGACAUAAAUACUCGAGGACCAUGCCACCUUAUGAACUUCGCCAAAAAAUGUGAAAAGCUUAAGCUCUUCUUGCAAGUAUCAACUGCUUAUGUGAAUGGACAGAGACAAGGGAAAAUAAUGGAAAAAACAUUUGGAAUUGGAGAAUGUAUAGCCAAAGAGAAUUUAGUAUCGGAGAGCAAUCCGAGAUCAUUGGUACCAAAUUUAGAUGUUGAAAAUGAAAUGAAUUUGGCUUUGAAAUCAAAGGAAGGUUUGCAAGAAAAUGAAGUUUCUCAAAAGAUGAAAGAAUUGGGUAUAGAGAGGGCUAGAAAAUAUGGUUGGCAAGACACUUAUGUGUUCACUAAAGCUAUGGGAGAGAUGAUGAUCGAUAGCAUGAGAGGAGAAAUUCCUGUGGUCAUAAUUCGGCCAAGUGUCAUCGAAAGUACUUGCUCGGACCCUUUUCCUGGAUGGAUGGAAGGAAAUAGGAUGAUGGAUCCUAUCAUUUUGUACUAUGGAAAAGGUCAGCUCACUGGGUUUCUAGUUGAUCCUAAUGGAGUUCUUGAUGUAGUGCCGGCGGAUAUGGUGGUGAAUGCAACCUUGGCAGCAAUGGCAAUGCAUGGAACGGUUCAAAAAGCAGGCAUAAAUGUAUACCAAAUUGCAUCAUCAGUAGUAAAUCCGUUAACUUUUGAAGACUUGGCAAAACUUUUAUACGAACAUUACAAUUCGUCACCUUAUAUGGACACAAAGGGCAAUCCAAUCAACGUUCCAUCCAUGAAGCUCUUCAAAAAUAUGGAAGAUUUUUCUGAUCAUCUUUGGAGAGAUGUCACUCACAAAAAUGGGUUAACCACAAUCAAUGAGAAGCUGUCUCAAAGAUAUGAAUUUAUUUGCAGAAAAUCUGUCGAGCAAGCCAAGUAUUUGGCUAAUAUUUAUGAGCCUUACACUUUCUAUGGUGGAAGGUUUGAUAAUAGCAAUACAAAAGGAUUGAUGGAGAAGAUGUCAGAAAUAGAGAAGAAAAAGUUUGGAUUUGAUGUGGAAAAUAUAGAUUGGAGAGAGUAUAUCACAAAUGUUCAUAUUCCUGGUUUAAGGAGGCAUGUUAUGAAAGGAAGAGGAACAUGCAGCUGAAAUAUUAUAUUUAUAAUUAUACUAAUGCAAAUUAUUCAAGUCCUAUAGUAUAUUGUAAUAACUGAAUUAGCCUUUAUCUUGUACUUUUUCUUUAUUGUGAAAAAAUAUAAUUGAAAGCUUUUUACUUUA
Mercurialis annua (annual mercury) is the source of this 2191-nucleotide messenger RNA. RefSeq names its product fatty acyl-CoA reductase 2, chloroplastic. The coding region runs from base 233 to 2062 and encodes 609 amino acids. Gene Ontology annotation, cellular component: intracellular membrane-bounded organelle. The record is from RefSeq and is a predicted model, not a curated record. The transcript has 9 exons. Gene Ontology annotation, molecular function: alcohol-forming very long-chain fatty acyl-CoA reductase (NADP+) activity. Lineage: Eukaryota; Viridiplantae; Streptophyta; Magnoliopsida; Malpighiales; Euphorbiaceae. Gene Ontology annotation, biological process: suberin biosynthetic process; long-chain fatty-acyl-CoA metabolic process.